UUUGACAUUAUAUGCAACCUGUGUUUGAGAAGCUAAAUAUUAGAUCAGUAAAUGCCUACCUAGUACCAACUAUAUGCACAGCACUGAGGUAAGAGCUUUGAAAAAAUGGUUAAAAUAUUGAGAAAUGGAUGAUAACCAAGAUGAAUGGGGUGUCAAUCUUCCUAGAGUAUUCUUAACUUUCUACCUUAAAACUACCUUAUAAAUAAAACCAUUUAAUAAUGACACCUUUUAGUUACAGCAAUAAAUGAACUUCUUUCUCAUAAGAUCAAAGACUGAAAUCUCUACUAAAUUUUUCAGUGACUUCCACUAUCAGCUAAAUAAACAAAUUUUAUCUUAGGCUGGUAUUCUAGACUCUCUAAAAUCUGAUAGAUCUGAUACGCAAAGCCUCAUCUGAUACUACUUCCCAUGAAAUAUUAAAGUGUCAAUCACAAACUUCUCACUGUUCUCCACACAUAUGACUAGGUUUUCUAACUCUGUAUCUUUCACUCAGCCUAGAAGGACUUUCUCUUGUACAUCUACGUGUCGGAACUCUACUGAACACCUCAAAGUCAGCUUGAGGAAGCUGUCUUCCUCGAUCCUUUGAUCUUCAAACUCACACAGGAUUUCACUGCAGUUUUCCCAUAGAGCUUAUCACAUGAAUCUGUACUACGGUUAUGUGUACCUUACUUCUUGAUCUGCGAGCUCCUUAAUAGAAGAACUUAACUCUCAACUACCUCUGUAUUCCUGUAAUAUUCAGCAGAGUCUGGGAUUUGAAGAGAGGGAGUACAAUUUGAAAAUCCAUUGUUUCCUAUUGUUUAGAUUUACCUCAAUUUUAAAAAUCUUAUUGAUAUUGGGUAUUUAUAUUAUUUAAAGCCCUUCUGUACUCUUAAAUAAUAAAUGAUUAAAAAUUCAGCCAGUUUCUGUGUCCACAGGGUUGUCUGCUUAUAAUAAAUCUCUUGAAGUGGAUAAUAAGGCUAAAAAGUUAUACAUGUUUUUCAGGAUUUUGACACGUACUACCAGUUUGUCCUUUAUAAUAUCUGAUUUUCCUUCCAUAUGAUUGUGGCUAGUUCCUCAUGUCACAGGUAUUGCUUUCUACCAGCUAAACUCAGAGGUCAGGGUGCUUUGGUUAUCUUUUAUGUACUUAAUGUAUACUCAAAGUCUUCAGAAAAUUAGAUACCAUAAUCUAACUCCUAAUAUAUUUGUAUGUCUGCUGAUGUGGGAGAGCUGGGUUUGAUCCCUGAGUGGGGAAGAUCCCCUGGAGGAGGGCAUGGCAACGCACUCCAGCAUUCUUGCCUGGAGAAUUCCAUGGACAGAGGAACCUGGUGGGCUACAGUCCACAGUGUCGCAAAGAGUCGGACAUGACUGACAACCAAGCACACAGCACAUGUUUGCUGAUAGCUCCCUCUGAUUUCACAAACUCUAAAUACUAUAGAGACACAAGCUUGACCUACAAAAGGAAUGAAACUUUCAUAUUUAGCAUGGGGAACCUGCGUAUCUUUUCAAAAUCAUAAAUAAAUAAAUUAUUUCUUUCUAGAGGCAAAAAGGCUAUACACUUUGCCCUAUAAAUUUUAUGUUUGUAUAAAUGCAUAUAGAUCUUCUUAUCCAUUAAGUAUUUAAUACUUCAUUAGAAGAUCAUAUUAAAUAUUUAAUGGAUCAAAAAAAACCCCUAUAUACUACCUCCCAAAAUAAAUGCAGACAAAUAAGUAUGUGUGUUUGAAGAUUUAAAGCUAAAUGGACAAGGAACUAAUUCUAUUUUUACCUUACUUUAACACUGUUCACUGGAUGAUAUAAUCCAACUCACUUUUAAGUGAAUUUACUCAUCAUUUCCUGUCACCCACCCCAAACCUGUUUCUUCUUUGUGUAAUGGCAAAACCGCUUUCCGGACACGGUGGAAAAGUCUCAGUAACCUUCUUCUGCUCUCAUAAUCUCUUUACCACCAGUCUAGUUGGUCACUUAAUCAUCUUAAUGCUAGCUCUUUCUCUGAAAUGUUUUGGCAACGAAGUUUAGCCCUCUGCGUUAGUUUGUUUAUUCAUCCGUUCACUUACCCUUUAUUUUGGUGUUCUCAUCAUAAACUAUGGGAAUACUAUGUUUGGCUCUAAGGAUACGGCCAUAAACAAAAGAGUCAUGACCCUUGUCCUCAUGAAGCUGAAGGGUCUAGUCACCAGAUAAUGUCACCUUUUCUUGAACUAUUACCAUAAUCAUGUUUUCUGCUCUCUUUCCAGUCUCCCUACUCUCCACUUACACUGUACCAAGGCACUGAAAUUACUUUCUCAAUUAUUGGCAGAUCAAUCCUCCAAAGAGGGAGCUCUGAAAGUCUACCACAGAGCUACUGGCUCCCAAAUGAACUCCUCCCUUCCCAGGAUGACUGACACUUCAAACCAUCCAUAAACUGGCCCCAUACAGUCUUAAGUCUAAACACAUUAUUUAAUAUACACCAUGCUUCAAUUAUACCCAGUUGUCUGCUAUUCUAACACACCUUUAAAUUUCAUGCCUUUGGGUCACUUAUCCACAUCUUUGUGCAUUUAAUGUCCUCCGUGACUUCUACUAGCAAAGUCCUAUGCAUCUUUACAGUUCAGAGUCUUCUGUGAAGCUGUUUGAAUCCAAUCAUUUAUAGAUAUUUGAUCAUCCCCCACUCUAUACUCCUAUAGUACUGUUCUAUUUAAUCUCAUUUGGUAAUAAUGUUUUUCACUUGAGUUAAAAUAUAAAUUCUAAGGACAUUAAAAAAAAUUUUAACCAUCAUUUUACUUUCUCAGUACCUAGCUUAAGUCUUUAGAACAAUCUGACCAGCAACAAUAUUAUCAAUAACUAGUAUUAUUUUAAAGUAUAGAAAAAUUGGAAAUAAGCUAAAUUAAAAAACACAAAAAAAACACAUAAAUUAAAAAACUCCUCCUCCUCCGGGAGGAGCCGUCCGCACGCCCCGGCCUGGGGCUGCUUGGCCUUUUCCGCGGAGUAGAGCGGGCUGUGGGUGGAUUCCUGCUCCAGAGCCCUGCCUCAUCUCGGAGAUGCUGCACUUGUGAACGGUCUUCACCAAAGAACAUGGAUGAAAAUGAAACCAACCAGCCCCUGAUGACAAGUAGCCAGUAUCCUAAAGAAGCAGUAAGAAAGCGCCAAAAUUCACGGAAUUCUGGAAGACGUGAUUCUUCUAGGUUUUCCAGGAAGACUUUCAAACUGGAUUACAGACUAGAAGAAGAUGUAACUAAAUCAAAGAAAGGGAAGGAUGGGAGAUUUGUUAACCCUUGGCCAACGUGGAGAAAUCCCUCUAUUCCAAAUGUUCUCAGAUGGCUGAUAAUGGAAAGAGAUCACAGCAGUGUUCCAUGCUCCAAAGAGGAGCUUGAUAAAGAACUCCCGGUGCUGAAGCCAUAUUUUAUUGAUGACCCUGAAGAAGCUGGAGUGAGGGAAGCUGGCUUAAGAGUCACAUGGCUGGGACACGCGACAGUGAUGGUGGAAAUGGACGAGCUCAUCUUGCUCACAGAUGCCGUCUUCAGUGCUCGGGCCUCCCCAUUGCAGCACGUGGGCCCCAAGCGGUUUCGUCGUCCCCCAUGCGCUGUCGCCGAGCUGCCCCGGAUAGACGCGGUCCUUGUCAGCCACAACCACUACGACCACCUGGACUACAAUUCUGUCAUCGCUCUCAAUGAGAGAUUCGGUAACGAGCUGAGAUGGUUUGUGCCUUUGGGGCUCCUGGACUGGAUGCAGAAAUGCGGCCGUGAGAAUGUGAUCGAGCUGGACUGGUGGGAGGAGAACUGUGUCCCCAGACAUGACAAGGUCACCUUUGUGUUCACGCCUUCCCAGCACUGGUGUAAAAGGACUCUGAUGGAUGACAACAAGGUUCUUUGGGACAGCUGGUCUGUCUUGGGGCCUUGGAACCGAUUUUUUUUCACAGGAGAUACUGGUUAUUGCUCUGCUUUUGAAGAGAUAGGAAAAAGAUUUGGCCCUUUUGACCUUGCAGCUAUUCCCAUUGGAGCGUAUGAACCAAGGUGGUUUAUGAAGUACCAGCAUGUAGACCCAGAAGAGGCUGUAAAGAUUCACAUUGAUGUUCAGACAAAGAAGUCUGUGGCAAUUCACUGGGGAACUUUUGCCUUAGCAAAUGAGCAUUAUUUAGAGCCUCCAGUGAAACUGUGUGAAGCUCUAGAAAGGUAGGGACUUAAGACUGAGGAUUUUUUUGUCCUGAAGCAUGGCGAAUCAAGAUACCUUAAUACUGAUGAUGAAGAUGUUGAGUAAUAUGAACAUAAGAGCUUUUCAUGAAAAAGGCAUCAUUUGAUAUACAUGUGAAAAGACGAAGAAAUUCAUGAGUAUUAUGAUUUUCUACAUUUGGAAACAACUUCUGUAGGUUUAUGUUAUCACCUGAUACUAAUAUGAUUGCUGGUCCAUAUAAACAAGAGUUCAGAGGUGGGUCACUAAAAUCCACAUUUGCCAACUCAUUAAAAAAAAAAAAAAAAACACAACAGAUAAAAUUCAACAAUGGAAAAGCAUAGCAUAAUAAGAUCAAAGGUUUUCAAGUCAUGCUGCCUGGGUUCAAAUCCCAGUUUCACUACCUGUUAUACUAAUCUUGGGUGAAUUACUUAACUCCAAGCAAGAAAAUGCUUUUUUUAAAACUAGAUACAAGUAAUGAAAAACAAAAAAAUAUAAUUGUGAACAAAACACAGCAGAAAAUACUCCUAAUUUUUGGUAUACUACUCAAGUUUUGAAAACUUAAGAAUGAAUACUCUGAAAUCUUAAGUCUAGUUACCUGAGAAUAAAGUACUUUUAUUUUGUUAGUAAACACAAACUUAACUAUAUAAAGAGACAAA
This is a messenger RNA of Dama dama (fallow deer), 4766 nucleotides long. Its product is annotated as N-acyl-phosphatidylethanolamine-hydrolyzing phospholipase D-like. Gene Ontology annotation, molecular function: zinc ion binding; N-acylphosphatidylethanolamine-specific phospholipase D activity. The transcript has a single exon. NCBI's taxonomy places the organism in Eukaryota, Metazoa, Chordata, Mammalia, Artiodactyla, Cervidae. The coding region runs from base 3016 to 4116 and encodes 366 amino acids. Gene Ontology annotation, cellular component: cytoplasm; membrane-bounded organelle. Gene Ontology annotation, biological process: N-acylphosphatidylethanolamine metabolic process; N-acylethanolamine metabolic process. The record is from RefSeq and is a predicted model, not a curated record.